This is a messenger RNA of Tetrahymena thermophila SB210, 5010 nucleotides long. Its product is annotated as transmembrane protein, putative. The transcript is spliced from 8 exons. The record is from RefSeq and is a predicted model, not a curated record. NCBI's taxonomy places the organism in Eukaryota, Ciliophora, Oligohymenophorea, Hymenostomatida, Tetrahymenidae.
AUCUUAUACUUUAGUUAUUGCAACAAAUAUAAACAUAAGGAUUUUUAAUAUGUAAUCAAACUAGCUUAUAGGUAAUUUACCCACUUCAUGCUAUAAUUCUUUACAGCUAAAACAAGAUGAAAAUUAUUUUUAUGUGAUUUGUAGUUUCUAAAUAUCAAUAUUUGACAAAAGAACUUUGAAUCUAAUUAAUUAUAAAAAGGUAAACUAAUUUACAUACUCUAACAUAAAGGAUGUGAUGCAUAUUUAUUAAGAUAUAUUUAUAUUAAUCCUUUACAAUGAUUUAAUUUUAAUACAAUUAAGCUCUUCAUAAUCUUAAAUAAUUGAAUCAUUUACUAAUCUAGAUAGUCCAUCAAUAUAUUAAAUUGAUAUCAUUUAUUUAGAUUAAAAACAAACCUUACCAAGCUAAAUAUAGUUAAAAUGUUACAGUGAUUCCAAUUUAUUUGAUAUUAAAUAUUUCAUUGAAAGUAGUAGCUAUUCUAUAGAUUCAUAGGUAAACUUUGUUUAAUCUCCUUCAGCAUAUAAUAAUACAUUUUAACAUCAAGAUAUUUAAGGCAGAAUAUUUUCUCAAAAAUUAAAUCUCUUAAAGUAUUACAUUUAAAUGACUAUUUAAUAAUCAAAAUUAGAAUAAAUAUAAAUAUUUUUUGAUAUUUUUACUCAAUGGACUACUGUAGUUUACUCCUUUCCUGUUUUGUAAAAUUCGUUAGAGAAAAAAGGUAUUGCUAAUUUAACUGAUAGCAAUUUUAUCUUACCGUAAUUUUAUGCACUUACUUUUGAAACAAUAUCGCUUAAUAUAAAUCUAAAUUAAAGCAAUUUUAUGCUAAAUUAAUAUGGAAACCUAAAAACUCUGAUUUUUAGUGACAUUGAUUUUGUUUUAGAUAUAGAUUCCUAAUCUAGCUUAAUGAUCAACAAUUUAGAUUAGUUAAUAUUUGAUUCAAUUAACAUUUAAAAUCAAAUUAAUGCAGGAAAUUUUAGUAUUAUUGUUAUUAUGAAUGUGACUAACAUUUUAAUCUCUAAUUUGACGAUAAAAAAUAUCUAAAAUCUAAACCAACCACUUUUUUUAUUCCAAUAAAUAACAAAUAUCACAUUUACUGGAUUAAAUAUAGCAAAUUGUUCUCUCUCACAAGCAGUAUUUAAAUUUGUUGAUUGUUAGAAUAUUUAGUUUUAGCAAUUUUAUAUUGAAAAUUUAAAUAUUUAACAAGGAAAUUUAAUCUAAAUAAUUAAAUCAAAUUUUGUUUCAAUAUCAAAUUUAAAUGUCACCCAAGUAAAAAAGAUUUCUUAAUUUUAAAGAGUAUUAAAAAGCAGACCAGUUUAAAGAAGAUUGGAUAUUAUUUAGUAAAGUUCAGCUACUUCUUUAUUAAAUUUCUAAGGAUGUUACAAUGUAAGCCUUUAAAAUCUUAAUUUUGACCACUUUGUUGAUAUUAGUGUUUUACAAUCCUACCACUAUACUGUAAAUGAAUAGGUCUAAUAUUUCAGCAAAAAUAUCAUAAUAUAAAAUGUUACUUUUCAAUAAUCAGAUUUUUUAGUUUUAGAAAAUAAUUUUUUUUCUAUCACUUCUCUUUAUGCUUAAAUGAGUUAUUUGAAUUUUACUUCAAUUAAUUGUUUAAAUGACUUAAUCUCACUAAAUAUUUAAAACUAAAUAAUAAUCUCAAACUCUUUCAUUUAGGAUAUAUAUUUGUUUAGAGGAAGCGCUAUUAGUUCUGUAUAAGGUUAGGUGUAUUUAAUGUAUACCCAUUUUAUAAAUAUAACCUCUUAUGGUUCUCCUUGUGCAUUAGAAAUUUCAUAAGCUGAUAUAUUUUAUGUUAAUAAAACUAAAUUUGUAAACUUAAAUAAUAGUAAUUAAACAAAAACAAUUGAAAGUAGUAUAAUUUCUUAUUAUUAAGGAGGUGCUAUUGGCAUUUAAAAUGUAAAGUAAACACAUAUAGAAUAUUCUUUAUUCUAAAAUUGCUCAUCUUCAAUGCAAGGGGGAGCAAUCUACUCUUCUCAAUAAAUAUAAGCAAACUUUACAUUAUAUAAGUCAAAUUUUAUUGAAAAUAAAUCAAUUUAUAGCUCUGGAGGAGCUAUUUUUCUUUAAUUUAUAAAAGGAGUGAACAUUACAAAGUCUAAUUUCACAAAAAAUAAAGCUUUAUUCUAAAAUGGUGGAGCAAUUUCAUUAGAUACAUGCGACAUUUUAUAAUUUUCGGAUGAUAUAUUUUCAUCUAAUGAAGCAAGCAUUGGAGGUUCCAUUUACUAUUAAAAAGUUAAUUCUAAUUUGAUUAAAAAAUUUAAUCUUCUAUAAAAUAAUAUAAUCUUUCAGUAUAAUAAAGCCUCUUUCUAUGGGUAAAAUAUUGGAUCAAUUCCAUAAAAUGUAGGAAUAACAAAUAAACCUCAUUUAGAUUCUCUAAAAAUAAUAGAUGAAUACUCAAUUUACAAUAUUGCUAGCGGAAAUUACUUAGAUAAAAAAUUAUUUUUAAAUUUUAUAGAUGAGGAAAACAAUCCUUUCAACUUUGUAGGACCUGAUAUUUUUUAUGAUAGAAGCUAAUUCUACUUUUAGCUUAACAUUUAAAAUAAUAGUUAAAUUAUUAUUUAGGAGGGAAUGAGUGCUUUGAUUAAUAAAACAAUAGGAAUGUUUGAAUUAAACUUUUAAUCAUUUUACAAAAUAUCUUAAAAUCAAACAAUAAGCAUUAUUUCUAAUUAGUUUUAAUAAGGUGUAUUUCUAUCUAUUCCAUUACACUUGUAUUAUAGGAACUGCACAAUAGGAGAGAUUAUUUAAGAAAGCAAUUAAUUCAUUUAGUGCAGUUAAUGUGUUGUAGGGAGAUACUCAUUAAAAAUUCCAGACAUGCAGAAUAAUAUCAAUAAACUUGAAUGUGUAUCAUGUCCAGAAUAAGCUCAUUUCUGUUAAGGAUCUGAAAUUUAGUUAAAGGAUGGCUACUGGAGAGAGAGUAAUUUAACAGAUUAGAUUUACACUUGUUUAUUAGAUAGUUGUUCAUUUAAUAAUCCUCAAAGUAAAAAUGGAUGCCUAACUGGGUUUGUAGGUCCUCUUUGCAAUAGCUGCGAUAAUAAAAAUAAGGUCUGGGGUAAAUAGUAUGGUCUUAAAGAUUAAAACUGCUUUCCUUGCAGCUAACAACUAAAUUAAAUAGCAUUCGCAUGCUUUUUUAUCUUUUUCUAUGUAUUUUAUAUAGCAUUGAGUUAAUAGAAUAUUAUUGCCUCUAAAAUAAGAAUUAUGAAGUUAAAAAUUUUUAAAUAAAUUUAGUUACUUAUAACAAGUAACUUGAGUUCAUCUGCAAAUGAGAUUUCUUUAUGGUACAAAAUCUUCAUAAAUUAUUUGUAGAUUUUGUCAUGUAUGGCUAACUUUAACAUAUUAAAUGAACAUAUCUUAUCAACUCCUGUAAAUUUGUUGGGAAAUCCUAUUAAAAUAACAAUCACUUCUUUCGACUGUUUAUUUAAAAUAAAUGAUAAAUAUCCUUUGUGGCUUAAUAGAAUAAUAACUUAGAUUUUUUCAAUAAUCAUUAUUUGUCUCUUAACACUUAUUUUAUUACUGAUUAAAUAGCUUAGAUCAUAUAGAAAGAGGGAAUAAGCUCUUUAAAAAUUCCAUCAAAUGGUUAAAAUGACCUUAGUUUUCAUUUACAUUUUCUAUCAACCACCAAUAUCUAAAAUACUGAUUGAAAGCUUGAUAUGCAUAAAAAUUGGAAGCAAAUACUACUUAACGUCUGAUUAUAGCUAAGAAUGCUAUGACUAUUAUCAUUUAUUAUAUGCUGCAACGAUAGUUAUUCCUUUAAUAAUUACUUUCUGCUUAUUUGUUCCUUAUUUUUUGUAUUCUAAGCUUAAAUAGCUAUAAAAGGUUGAUUAAUAAAAUUAAUAAAUAUCUUAGAAGGUAGAAAAUAUCAUUAAAUAUGGAUUUUUGUAUACUGGUUAUAAGAAUUAUUUUCUGUAUUGGGAAAUUGUUAAAAUAUUUUAUAAAUUCAUUCUGAUGAUACUAAUUAAUAUAGUUUUGGAAGAUAAUAUAAAACUCAUGUUAAUAAUUUGCUUGAUUUCCUUUUAUAAUUAGCAAUUAUAAAGAAAUAAGCCUUAUUAGAAUAUAAAUAUUUACUAAGAAGAGAAGAUUUUGAUGCAGAGGCUUAUUUAUAGCUAUUUGAUGCUUUUUGUAAUUAUAAAUGAUUUUACUGAAAGCAAAAUUUUAAGCCAAAUCAUUUUAGUUGUGAUAUUUCUAAUAAAUAUUAGCUCGAUUUAAAUUAUUUUUAUCAUUCUUGUUGGAUAAAUUAAUUUCGAAAAAGAAAAAUCAAAGCCAAUAGCAAAUUUGAUAAAAAAAACAUUUUUAAAACUAAAAUAAAAAUACCCUAAUUUUUUGAGAUUAUUCAGAAUAAGGUAAGUUAAGCUUAUUAGAGUUCAUUUUCUUUGGAAAAAAGUUAUUUUAAAUAUUAAAAAUAUUUCAUUAAAAAAUAAAAAUAUUCACAAUUAGUAAAAGACAGAAAAAACUAUGAAAAAUGAAAACUUAGAAUAAAUAAAUUAUAAUUUAAAAAGUGAAAUUCAAGAUUUAAAAUCUCCUAUUUUUUCUUCAAAUAACCUUCUAAAAUAGAAUUAUUUAUAAAAAAAUUUAAAAGUAAAAAAUGAUAAUCUAAAAUUGGAGUUUUCUCAAAAGUAAACAAAAUUAGAAUAACAAGAAAUCUUUGAAAAUAUACAAAUAUCAUUAAAAGACAACAAAAAUCUGAGCUUAAAUAAUUAAUAACAUUCAAAUAGUUUAAUAUCCUAGUAAACUGGAAAUUAUAAAAAUAUUCCUAUCACAUAGAAUCCUAUUCAACUUGAAAGCUCACAUGAAAGUACUUUAAUAUUUGAAUAAGAAUUCAAUAAGCAUGAAAUGGCAUAAAAUAUGAUUUUCGAUAAUAUUAUUGCUCCAAAUAAGUUUAAGCAAUAAAAUCUUAACACUUAGAAAAAAUUAGAAUGAAUGAUAAAUAGACAAUAUUUUCUUCAUUUAAUUAAUUAAUAAUAAAUUUUUUUUUAUACUUGUAAUUUUUUCAUUUUUAUGUUUGUAGACUG